AUGAGCGUCGACGUGCUAGACUUGUGGAGAAUCCUUCUCCCCCGCCUCCCGUGCCUUUUGACUUAUCGAUUAUGGGAUGAUGGUUUAGGGGCUCGCCGAAUGGAUUCAUUCAAGUUGUCGACUAGAGCAUUGGCAGUCAAUUAUUUGAAAGAUUACAAAUUUCAGAGUGAGGGUGCUGCAGCAUUGGUUGAGAGGACAGGGUUGCGCAAGUUGUUGGACUGCUCGAUCCAGCACUUGGACGGACCUUUACUUGUGGCAUUUGGGGAGAGGUGGCAGCCUGACACCAACACCUUUCACAUGCCUUUUGGAGAGAUGACCAUCACGCUCCACGACGUUGCAGUGUUGCUUGGGAUUCCAGUCGGUGAAGAUAUGGUUGUAGGGAAUGAGAGUGUGAAAGCACAGUUGUGUGAGAUGCUGAGGGUCGAACAAUUGAAUGAACGAUCCAAGCCUUCGCUUAAGAGUGGGGGUUUAGUGUGUGUUGAAGCUAUGCAGCAGGUUGGGAGGUUUCGGGAAAGAGAUUCUGAGGUACGGAUGUUCUUGACCUGUUUGUUGGGGACCACCUUGUUUGUGGACAGGAGUGGGAUCGGGCGCAGAGCUGGAUCCUACGAGUACUUCCCGUGUUUACGAGAUCAGAAGUUGGGGACACGUGGAUUGGUGUGCGGGGAACCUUUUGCUAAGAAGUGGGAGGGGGUGAGAAUUGGAGUUGAUGUUUGCCGAUCUGCGAAUGUCAAGAUGUACUCCUUGUCCUACGGUCCCGGCUUGAGUGAGCUUUGGAAGGCCCCUCACUGCCACUCGGUGCAGUUGGAUUCGAUAUCGAGACCUGUUCAAAAACCGGAAGAUACCGAGGAUGGGUAUCUACAGUGGUAUAUGGGACGUACCCACCCGAGGAUCGUCUGCCCCAGUGCUGCUGACCAGGAGAUACACCACCAUCUUAGUCAUGAUCAGCUCGUCCGAGAGUUUCGCACUGUGAUUGAGCACCCUUAUGAUGACCACCUUGAUCUUCUUCUUGGAUUACAAGGGUUGCUUAAAGAGUACGACGAGGCGACUCCAUACCAGCCUCCACCUCAGUACUAG
Messenger RNA from Linum tenue, 1074 nucleotides. Lineage: Eukaryota; Viridiplantae; Streptophyta; Magnoliopsida; Malpighiales; Linaceae. The record is from the annotation of a GenBank genome assembly.